GAGUACAAGAUCCAAGACUACAAUCCACCAGUUGGCGGCAAUCCGAUCAAGUACCCAACGAUCCUGGGCAGCGACAUGGCCGGGACUGUUGUCGAAGUUGGUUCGGAGGUGACCAGAUGGAAAGUUGGGGAUCGAUUGAUGGCACAUACAUUUGGUGCGACGAUUGGGCAACCUGCAAAAGCGGCUUUCCAGAACUACACUGCUAGAGAAGUGGUCCUCGUAUGGGGAGGUAGCUCUAGCGUUGGGUGUGUUGCCAUCCAAAUGGCUGUCGCCGCCGGAUACGAAGUCUUCGCCACCGCCAGCCCUCGAAACCAUGAGCUGUGUAAAUCACUGGGCGCAGCUACGGUAUUUGAUUACGGCAAGGCUGAGGUCGAGGCGGAGAUGUUGGCUGCUUUGCAAGGGAAGCAGGUCGCUGGAGCGCUGGACUGCAUUGCUGACAACGACAAGACCAUCCCCGCUCUAGGCCGCAUUCUGAUGAAGGUCGACGGAAAGAAGAAGAUCGUGGCGGUGCUCCAGCCUGCAGAAGUGGAAGGUAUCGAAGUCCAGAGAGUGAGCAUACCAGACCUGGUUCGUAGUGAACAAUACGGCCAGGUCCACGCUUGGAUGGCCUCGGCGUUGGAAAACGGAUCUUUGCAAUGUAAGCCAGAUCCUAUGGUCGUGGGCGAAGGUCUGGGGAGCAUUCAAAAAGGUGUCGAUGUGUCGAGGAAGGGUGUGAGUGCCGCUAAAGUUGUGGUGAAGCUCGAGUAG
Molecule: messenger RNA, 747 nt
Organism: Zasmidium cellare ATCC 36951
Lineage: Eukaryota; Fungi; Ascomycota; Dothideomycetes; Mycosphaerellales; Mycosphaerellaceae
Exons: 3
Molecular function (GO): oxidoreductase activity, acting on NAD(P)H
Source: RefSeq, a predicted model, not a curated record